This is a messenger RNA of Nicotiana attenuata, 1053 nucleotides long. RefSeq lists its product as uncharacterized. The transcript is spliced from 3 exons. Bases 64 to 810 code for a protein of 248 amino acids. Lineage: Eukaryota; Viridiplantae; Streptophyta; Magnoliopsida; Solanales; Solanaceae. The record is from RefSeq and is a predicted model, not a curated record.
AGGAAAACAGUAGUAUAACCUUUUUCUUUUGUUAGCUGCGGUGUUGGGGCCACUCCUUUUACUAUGAGGCGGAAAAAUAAUGGCACACUAAUGGAGGAACAUCAACUUGAUUACGCACUUGUGCCUCUUGGGCUGGUCAUUUUCCUAGCAUAUCAUGCUUGGCUUAUGUUCACUAUAAUUCGGUAUCCAAGAAGAACAGUCAUCGGAAUCAAUUCUGAGUCUCGCCAUAACUGGGUCCUCUCCGUUAUGACUGAUCCAAUAAAGAACGGAGUUCUGGCAGUUCAAACUAUACGCAACAACAUUAUGGCGUCUACCCUUUUGGCGACAACUGCAAUUACUCUCAGCUCAAUCAUUAGCGUAUUCGUGAGCAACAAAUCAAGCUUUACAUACUCGGAGCUACUGUUUGGGAAUAAAACUCCUAUGAUGUCUUCUAUAAAGUUUUUUACCAUCUUGCUUUGCUUUCUUGUUGCAUUUCUCUGCAAUGUUCAAUCUAUCAGGUACUAUGCCCAUGUUAGCUUCUUAGCUACUUUGCCUACAUUCAAAGAUAGAUCUGAAUCUAUAGAGUAUGUCGCGAUGAAUUUGAACCGAGGGAGCAUGUUUUGGUCACUGGGACUACGAGCAUUUUAUUUGUCGUUUCCUCUCUUCCUUUGGAUAUUUGGGCCGAUACCCAUGUUUGUAGGUUGCUGUGUAAUGUCGAUCGUUCUAUACUUCUUGGAUACCACCACAAGUUUUACCAGGGAUCUCCACUCUCAAUCUUUAAGAGAGGAAAGGAAGGCAACUGAUUUGGAAUGUGUAAAUCAUCAACUCUAGAAGUUGUUAAUGAAAUAACAAGUUCAAGGAGGGCAUAUUCAGAGUCUAGCCUAUAAGAUAAUGAGUGUCUUAUUUGGAAGAUAGUAGCUGGUUUUGUAACUAAGUUUCACCUAUUUGGUUUUCUAUGUAAAAUUUAUAUUCAAGUGGUUCCACUAUCUUAUUAUAUAUUGCUUUCCUUGUACUUGAAGUAGGAAUGCUGCCCUCAAAGCAUGUAUAUGAUGGACAAAUUGUUGCUUGGUUGUU